Messenger RNA from Puntigrus tetrazona (Sumatra barb), 1726 nucleotides. It is a transcript of the gene ttll1, whose product is annotated as tubulin tyrosine ligase-like family, member 1. Gene Ontology annotation, cellular component: cilium. NCBI's taxonomy places the organism in Eukaryota, Metazoa, Chordata, Actinopteri, Cypriniformes, Cyprinidae. Gene Ontology annotation, biological process: protein polyglutamylation; microtubule cytoskeleton organization. Gene Ontology annotation, molecular function: tubulin-glutamic acid ligase activity; tubulin binding. The record is from RefSeq and is a predicted model, not a curated record. The transcript has 10 exons. The coding region runs from base 142 to 1413 and encodes 423 amino acids.
GCUGGUGACGCCAUCGCCCCGGGAAAUGACGCGGCUCGCGGAGGCGGAAGUGGAGCGCGUUGCUAUGGGCUGCUGCUGGGAUGCUGUCAGAUCGUGAGAAGAAGGCAGCGUUCAGGAUGAGGCUGUGACUGAGCGGGUGUGAUGGCUGGGAAGGUGAAGUGGGUGACGGACAUCGAGAAAUCAGUGCUGAUCAAUAACUUUGAGAAGAGAGGAUGGAUCCAGGUGACGGACAGCGACGACUGGAACUUCUACUGGAUGAGCAUCCAGACCAUCCGUAACGUCUUCAGCGUGGACACCGGCUACCGCCUGUCCGACGACCAGAUGGUCAAUCACUUCCCCAACCACUACGAGCUGACCAGGAAGGACCUGAUGAUCAAGAACAUCAAGCGCUACAGGAAGGAGCUGGAGAAGGAGGCCAGUCCUUUAGCGGAGAAGGACGAGAACGGCAAACACCUGUACCUGGAUUUCGUGCCGGUCACCUUCAUGCUGCCGGCCGACUACAACCUGUUCGUGGAGGAGUUUCGCAAGAGCCCGUCCAGCACGUGGAUCAUGAAGCCGUGUGGGAAGGCGCAGGGCAAAGGCAUCUUCCUCAUCAACAAGCUCUCCCAGAUCAAGAAGUGGUCCCGGGACAGCCGCACCUCCACGUUCGUGGCGGCCAACAGCGGGAAGGAGGCCUACGUCAUCUCCCUGUACAUCGAUAACCCGCUCCUGAUCGGAGGGAAGAAGUUUGACCUGAGGCUCUAUGUGCUGGUCACCAGCUACAGGCCGCUCAAGUGCUACAUGUACAAGCUGGGAUUCUGCCGCUUCUGCACGGUCAAAUACACCCCGAGCACCAGUGAGCUGGACAACAUGUUCGUGCACCUCACCAACGUGGCCAUCCAGAAGCACGGCGACGACUAUAAUCACGUCCACGGCGGAAAGUGGACAGUCAGUAACCUGCGUCUGUAUCUGGAGAGCACCAGAGGACGGGACGUCACUAAUCACCUGUUUGACCAGAUCCACUGGAUCAUCGUCCAGUCCCUGAAAGCUGUGGCUCCCGUCAUGAAUAACGACAAGCACUGCUUCGAGUGCUACGGUUACGACAUCAUCAUCGAUGAUAAACUCAAGCCGUGGCUGAUCGAGGUGAACGCGUCUCCUUCGCUCACCUCCAGCACGGCUAACGACCGCAUCCUGAAGUACAACCUGAUCAACGACACGCUGAACAUCGUCACGCCGAACGCCGAGAUCCCGGACUGCCGCUGGAACCGCAGUCUGCCCAAAGAGGCUCUGGGACACUACCAAGUGCUUUACGACGAGGAGCAGGCUCUGAGCGAGAGCGCCGAACGAGACCUCAGGAGCCGCUCGGGUCAGCCGCUGGGGUCAAAGGGCAGCAGGUCGAGCAGCGUCAGGCCCUUCCCGGCCACCUGGAAGUGACGAGGACGGCCGCGUCUGCAUGAAGAACAGUUGAUAUAUCUACCAGCCUGUGCUUCCAGCUCAGGUCUAAUGACUCGCAGCGGUCCGGUUCACAACCCCAGUGAAGAUAACCAGAGGCCCCUGGGACACGGCCUUACAGUACACCCACCCAGAAAGGCAUUUCCCUGUUUAUGUAAAUGUUUUUUAUUUCUUGUUAUGCCAGUUUACAAUUAGAACCCUCUUCUGCAUAACUUGUGUUUGGAUUAACUGAUUCUUGACAUGAAUGUAGAUGCUGGAAUGACUUUAAGAAGAAAAUAAACUAACAUUGAAAUUA